GACUUGACGUUAUCCACUUCCACAACUAAAUCACAGAAAAUAUUUUAGUCUACUCUACAUCAAAAGCAUAACGCGACCAGUCGUUCUCAUCCUCAAAGCAGCUUCUGUCUUCGCUCAACGCUUCUAGCGCGCCAGAAGGAGAGAGUUGAGAAUGAGUGAAUAAUCCACAGGCAUUUAUUUUUAGAAGCGCUCCCGGUCGCUACGCACUUCAUUUAUAGCAAACUACAACACAUCCCAUGUUCUUAUUGGUUAAUAAUUCAAACGAUGCUUUGGUAUGAUGGAUUGGAACACAACUCCCGAGCUCACAGCGUGAAGACGCACAAGCCAAUUCCAUAAUCGCGAUGUUUCAAACCAUAUCCAGGAUUUGGAGAUGUCCACCGAUUGCAAUUAGGAAGCACCACUGCUCACAAGGAUCCCAUCCAGAACAACCAUGUGUCCUGAUCCCAGACUGCAUGCUCUCGGAAUACCAGGAAAAGUACCCUGCCCACUGCACCACUGUCUUCCGGGCAGCCAAGAAGAUGAAGAACGAGUAUCAACCACCAGAGGGAAAGAUAUCCAACAUGACCACUUUCAAGUCAGACUAUGUGGCCCACGAGGUAAACCAGAGGCCACCAAAGGUCGUCAAGGCGUUUGUGCCACCUGAAGGCAGAAUGAGACACACCAGUUCCUACGCCAGGGACUACCCAAUUCACUCCGCUCAGGAGAAGAACACCAAGACUAUGUCCAAGGAGUAUCGUCCACCCACAGCAAAGAUGGUUGCUCAGUCGGAAUACAAAGAGGAAUUCCGUGCGUGGCGCAAUCAGAAAGUCCAACCGUACAGGACGUGUGAUAAUCUGAAGCUGAGCAACGGCAAGUUCGAGGGGACCACCACCUUCCAAGACGACUACGGCAAUAAGGGCCUGGCUGAGGCAAGGAAGAGCUUCAAACCGCUCCCUGACCUCCGGGAGACCCUGUCAUUCGACGGCGCCACCAACUACCAUACGCAGUAUGUCCCCCACCCGGUACAACCCAGGCAGCCCAGAGAGAAAGUCGUCCACAGGCCCUCCAGCGCCCCCCUGAAUGGUGUCUCCACCUAUAAGCAUGACUACCGAGGCUUGCCGACCGAGCCUGUCAAGCCCUUCAGAGCCAAGGUGGCUUGGGAGAGAAGCCCGGCUGUCUUCAGCGGGAUCAGCGAGUUCCGUGACCAGUACAAGGCCUGGCCCCUACAACCCAAGCACCAGGCCAACCCUCCCCAGGGCGCCAUGGUCGGCCCGUGCCAGCUGCGGCCCUCGUCUGCCCAUCCCCCAGUAGAGUCCUGGACAAAGAUCGGGGAGCCCCUUCGGAGCAUCUCCACUAUGAAGGAGGACUACCGGGCCUGGGACUUGGUCCCCGCCCCCCCCGCGGUUUAUGCCGAUGUGCUGGAGCAACCCAAGGGGGCUUUUGCCAGGACCGCCACUUUCCGCUCGGCGUACACACCACCUAAGACAUCGCGGCACGCAGUCUGUUUCAAGCCAGCCCAGACCACGGGCGAAGACCCCGUCGACCACUCCACCAAUGCGACCAAGGAGAUUCCAUUUUGCCCAGCCCGCGGCGGCUGCCACCCGGGCUUUGAGUACAGCUCCACGGGGGCCGGAGGUCACAGGCUCUACCGGUCCAUCUCAGUGCGGGAAACGGGGCCGAGUCAGCUGGCCACAGCCACGGGUGACAAGGCCUCUUACUCCCACAGCAGGAAGAGAUGCAUGGUCCCCAGCCGAGCCAAGAGGGCGCCCUAGAGUCCCCGACCGCCGACCCGCUCACUCACGGAUGGCUAGCUAGAGGGGUUUCGUGUUUUCUUUCUAUUAGAAUGUAUGACUCACAUUCCAUCCAGAUUCAUUUUAGCACCUCAGGUAUUAUUGACAGUUACUUACAUAAAAAUGCAUAAUCCUCAUUGUACGUGUGAUUUGACACUACGGAUACGUAACUAUGAAUGUUGUGUAAUAACUGUUUUCAAUUUUAUGUUAUAGUAAGUACACAGUGUGGAUACACGUAAAAGAUAACACACUAUGUUCUCUUCCUUCCGGCACAUUCAUAGAGCAGGGUGUUGAGUUGCACGGUUGUCCCACCUAGCAUGUGCUGACUGUAUGUCACUCUGGGUAGGAUCUUCUGCUGAAUGACUAAAAUGUAAAUAUAUAAUGGUAUUGCACCUAACGUGAGCAAGAUAAUAUCACACAAGGCGGAAUAAAAAGCAACACAUCCAUUACCAAGUCCACCAAAACUGAUGUUUAUUAACUAAAAAAUAUAGUUCAAUUUCUUAAAAAGAAAUGGUCAGUGAAAUCAUUUUACAGCAAAACUCUGGGAACAUUUUGAAAUCAUAUUUACAGUUUAUACACAUUCACAUUGAAUAAAUGAGAUUUGGGCAGCUCUCAUUACGACAAAGUCUAGGAAAAAAGAGGACUAUUCUCAGAAGUGAAGAAACUUCCUGCUUGUAGAACACAUUAACUUUCUGGUGGAAGCCAGAUCUGACAGAACGGCUCAAGAAAAAAAAAGAAAAAACAUACACCAUUACUUAUUUAAAUCCCUUGAAAAAACUUAUUCUCUCUGCUCGUUCCAUAGUCAUGAACAGUGAAAGAGUUUCUCAAAGACAACAUCCGUAGUAGAAAUUACAAAAUGGCGGAAAUGUCAAGUGUCUCUGAGGAAAGAAACAAAUUCCACAAAAAAGGACAGCGCAGUAGAACUUGAAAGCCUUGAUCAGUCCUCCAUGAAGCGGAUGUGCUUAGUGGCCUCCUUGGCUCUGGCUAUAAUGAUUUUCUCUGCUUUAGAAAUGAGCUGUGGAAAACACAUGAAAGUCAGUGAGGCACUGUGCUAUUAACAGCACUGGUAUAAAAUAAUGUUAAAUGUUUUUAAAAUAACUGUUCGCGUGAUGUAUCCUCAGAAAAGCAUUUGAAAUGGUUAAGAGAAGUUCAAAGAAUAAAAUAUGUUUUUUAAAGACA
Molecule: messenger RNA, 2948 nt
Organism: Esox lucius (northern pike)
Lineage: Eukaryota; Metazoa; Chordata; Actinopteri; Esociformes; Esocidae
Product: stabilizer of axonemal microtubules 1
Exons: 4
Coding region: 342-1751 (469 amino acids)
Biological process (GO): microtubule anchoring
Cellular component (GO): sperm flagellum; ciliary basal body; axonemal microtubule
Molecular function (GO): microtubule binding
Source: RefSeq, a predicted model, not a curated record